Molecule: messenger RNA, 1004 nt
Organism: Nycticebus coucang (slow loris)
Lineage: Eukaryota; Metazoa; Chordata; Mammalia; Primates; Lorisidae
Gene: C3H10orf143
Product: chromosome 3 C10orf143 homolog
Exons: 6
Coding region: 29-481 (150 amino acids)
Source: RefSeq, a predicted model, not a curated record
UGCCUGGCGGGCUCAGGCGUGAGGCCUCAUGGAUCGACUGGUGCUGGGCCGGUGGCGACGGCGGAGGCCGGAGGAGUUGCAGGUUCCGGGGGACCUGAGUUUCCUGACUGUUCUCACAUAUUUGUUUUUCAAUUUGACUUGUGGACAGAGUGGAGACGCUGGGCACCUUCACCUCAUUCCUGAUCUUGCUGGAAAUGCUGCUGGUCUUUGCUCAUUUAAUAAGAAACGGGUAUGCAGGAGAUUAGAAGCCAGUGGGCACGAGCCUGGCUGCCACCAGGUGAACACCUGUACCCUGGUGUCCUGGGACCCAGGGGACUGGGAGCCUCCACCCAGAGGCUGUCCCCCACCCCUGAAGCCAGAGAGUGGCGAGGGGAGGCCAAAUGCAGGGAUUCCUCAGAACGGUGGAAGGAGCCUAGCCCAGCCUUGCCCAAGAUGUAUUGCCGGGGAAUCUGGGCAUUUUAACCACACUGAGAAUCGUUAGAAGAUACCAUCUGGAAAAAAGAAGAUUCCAAUUAUGAUUUUGACCCCUCUGGGUGAAGCAAGCAUCAGUCUCCUACAGAUGCAUCUGGGUGCCCACCUGUUCAUAGCAUCACAGUGCUCCAUGCUCAAGGGGCUCUUUGUCCUCUCAUCCAGGUAAUCCUACCAUCCUCUGCACAAGAGCCAGGAGGAUCCACGUCACUUCAGAAUGUAUCUGGCAUAAGAGGGAGAUCCACUGCAUUAUUUAAAAGUUAAAAAUUCCAUGUCAAACUCCCUAUGAGGUAUGGGAACCAUGCUUAUGAAAUCGUGUCCAGAUACAGUCCCACUUUCAUACUUUUCAGUUUUAUGGGUAUAUUCAGGACUGCUUUGUACUCUUUAAAAGACUUAUUUUUUUAUUUAAAAUGCUGUAUAAUCUUAAAUGAAUUUUACUAAAUGCUAGUAUUUAAUCUGAUCUGUAUAAUUCUCCAACCAAAGUUAUCAAAGAUAGAACCUCUUUUUUAUUAAAAUGGAAAUUGUUCUUUUUCUCU